Messenger RNA from Erigeron canadensis, 3754 nucleotides. Its product is annotated as probable disease resistance protein At4g27220. Lineage: Eukaryota; Viridiplantae; Streptophyta; Magnoliopsida; Asterales; Asteraceae. The record is from RefSeq and is a predicted model, not a curated record. Gene Ontology annotation, molecular function: ADP binding; ATP hydrolysis activity. The transcript has 3 exons. Bases 32 to 3754 code for a protein of 1240 amino acids.
AUACGUGUGAUUUUGUAGGUCUUAGACUGAAAUGGAAUUUUUAUCAGCAAUCCUUGGUCCCGUUGUUGAAUCAUUAUUGGUGCCUGUCAAGAGACACCUGGGAUAUCUCCUUUUCUCCACAAAACAUGUUCGGAAAAUGAGUACCAGGAUGAAGAAACUGCAUGAUACACGGGUUGGUGUCAAAGGGCAUAUGGAAACAAACAGCAGAUGCAACUUGGAGAUACCGACUGGUGUACUAGAUUGGUUGGAAGCAGUCGAAAAGACUGAGGAAGAUGCUGAAAGAAUUUCUAGCAACGUCCAUGGGUGUUUUAAUUUGAAAAAGAGGUACCGAACAGGAAGGAAGGCGUUCAAGAUUGCCGGGGAAAUUGAAGGUCUUAUUAUAGAUAAUACUCAGACAAGCUGGAGUGAUGCUCCCAAACCUCUUGGAAAAGUGAGCUCCAAAAAGGCAUCCACUUCUGCACCGUCAGAUGGUGAUGAUGCUCACAAUUUCUUCAAUUCAAGAGACAAGAUUUUUAAGGAGGCGCUCGGUUUCCUUCAACAAGAUCACAAGGCCCAAGUGGUAGCCCUGUGCGGAAUGGGUGGCGUGGGGAAGACCACAAUGAUGGAACAACUGAAAAAGGCUGUGGAAGAUAAGGAAAUGUUUGAUUGGGUUGUGAAGGUGGUUAUCGGGGAAAAGAUGAACACAUUAAAAAUUCAGCAAACCGUGGCAGAAUACUUACGGCAUCCUUUAACGGAAACAAGUGAAGGCGCAAGGGCAGAACUUCUUCGCAUAGCAUUUGAGAAGAUUUCAAAAGAAAGAAAAGAGAAGGUUCUAGUAAUAUUGGAUGAUGUUUGGGAGAAGGUUGAGCUUAAAGACAUUGGACUAUGUCCUUUGCCAAACAGCUCCAAGUUGUUGCUAACAUCAAGAAAUGAAAACGUUUGUACACAAAUUGUUGCAGAAGAUGAUUUAGAUCUUAGAGUUGUUAGAGUAGAUGUGAUGGAGGAGUUAGAAGCGAAUAAUUUCUUUUUUCAUAUUUCAAAAGUUUCAGACCCGGACCUCAAAGAAAUGGGAGUUAAAAUCGUGAAAAGAUGUGGUUUCUUACCCUUAGCCAUCAAACUCAUUGCAACAAACCUUAGAUCUAAAGAAAAGUGGGCAUGGAGGAAUACACUUCACCGUUUGAAGAAAAAUGAACUCGAUAAGAAUGUGCAAAAAAUUGUUGAGAUAAGUUAUAACUUUUUAGCUGAUGAAGAUGCUAAAGCAGUUUUUCUGCUUUGUGGUUUGUUUCCGGAUGACUUCAAUAUUCCAAUCGAGGAUCUGACAAGAUACGCAUGGGGGCUUCAGUUGUUAAAUAAAGUUCCUACUCUGGGGGACGCCAGAGACCGGACAAAAACAUGUGUACUUGAUCUCAAAAAUGCAAAUUUAUUGCUCAGUAGCGAUCAUUCCGAGUGUGUCAAAAUGCACGAUCUUGUGCUUGCUUUUGUGGUUGCUAAAGUUUCUGAAGGCAAUCAUCCAUGGAUCAUUAACCACAGUGAUGUUUCAAAUUGGAGUAGAGCUGAAAUGAGCAAGUCUUGCAGAAGGAUUUCUUUGACAUGUAUGGGCAUGUCUGAGUUCCCAAGAGACUUUAAAUACCCAAAAGUAUCCCUAUUGAGACUUAUGAAUGGCGAUGAAUCUCUUAAGUUUCCUGAUGAUUUUUAUGAGAAAAUGGAAAAUCUUCAAGUUAUGGCAUUUGAGAAGUUGUAUUAUCCUCUGCUUCCCACAUCGCUUCAAUGCUCUACCACACUUCGAACACUCUGUCUACAUCAAUGCUCAUUGAUGUUUGAUUGCUCUCCUAUUGGUGAUCAUCUUUUGAACUUGGAAGUGCUCAGCUUUGCUCAUUCUGGCAUCGAAUAUUUACCAUCUGCAAUCGGGAAGCUAGUGAAGCUAAAGCUACUUGAUUUGACAGGCUGUAUGGAUCUACGGAUCGAUGAAGGGGUCUUGGAAAACCUGGUCAAGCUUGAAGAGCUAUAUAUAGAGGUUGCUAAUGGAAAGGUUGUAAGAUUCACAGAUAUAAACUACAAAGAAUUGGCAGAACGUUCCAAGAAUCUUUCUGCAUUUGACUUUGAAUUCGUUGAGAACAAUCCUGAGUCAAAGAAUAUGUCAUAUAAUAAGCUUGAAAGAUUCCGUAUAUCUAUGGGACGUUACUUAGAAAAUGGUAGCCCCGAUAAUGUGCGAAAUUCCGAGAACACGCUGAUGUUAAAAGUCGCUAACAAAGAUGAAUUGUUGGAAUCUGGAAUGAAUGAGUUGUUUCCGAAAACAGAAGUGCUUUACUUGGAAGCUGGCAGUGGCAUGAAAAACCUUGAAGAAGUUUUACCGAAAUCUGUACCUCGACACAGCUUGUUUUAUAAUUUAAGAGUCCUUCGUAUUACCAAGUGUGUCGACUUGAGAUACCUCUUUACAGUCCCAGUAGCAAGGGGCCUGCUGAAGCUUGAGCGUCUCACAAUUUCAGAAUGCCCUGUUAUGGAAGCACUAGUAUACAGCGAAGAAGAACAAGGGGUCGAUGACAUUAGGUUUCAGGGGCUGAAGUAUCUAAGUUUGCUUAAUCUACCAAAGUUGGAAGGUUUGUCGUCCGACACUAACAAUAUUGUAAUCCAUCUACCGCAACUAGUGACGUUGAUUCUCAUAGGCCUUCCAAACUUCACAAGCAUUUAUCCGGCGGGAGAGUAUAAAUCAUCGAUUAUGUCCAGUGGCAGUUCUACUAUUGAUGAUAAACCUUUCUUCAAUAAACAGGCUAUGAUCCCUCCUAGGUUGGAGAUAUUGGAAAUUAGCAGGAUGGAGGCAUUGAAGAAUAUAUGGCCGGAAGUAGUUGAUGAUGCCACCUGCUGCUGCUCAUUGCGAUAUAUCUCAGUGGAAAAGUGUGCCGACUUGAGAUACCUGUUUACAGUCCCAGCAGCAAGGGGCCUGCUGAAGCUUGAACGUCUCACAAUUGAGGAAUGCCCUGUUAUGGAAGCACUGGUAUACAGCGAAGAAGAACAAGGGGUCGAUGACAUUAGGUUUCAGGGGCUGAAGUAUCUACGUUUGCUUAAUCUACCAAAGUUGGAAGGUUUGUCGUCCAACACUAACAAUAUUGUAAUCCAUCUACCGCAACUAGUGUCGUUGCAUCUUCAGGGCCUUCCAAACUUGACAAGCAUUUAUCCGGCGGGAGAGUAUAAAUCAUCGAUUAUGUCCAGUGGCAGUUCUACUAUUGAUGAUAAACCUUUCUUCAAUAAACAGGCUAUGAUCCCUCCUAGGUUGGAGGAAUUGAGGAUUUAUCGGAUGGAGGCAUUGAAGAAUAUAUGGCCGGAAGUAGUUGAUGAUGCCACCUGCUUCUGCUCAUUGCGACAGAUUGUAGUGAUAUACUGUGAUAAUCUUGUGAAUGUGUUUCCGAGGAAUCCGAUGCCAUUGUUGCCUCAUCUUGAAACAAUCGAUGUUACUCAUUGUGGUUCCAUUCAAGCGUUAUUCGACAUUGAUGUUGGUGAAGAAGGCGGCGGUAUUAGUAAAUUGAGAUCCAUUAGCGUAUAUAACUCAAAGAGGCUUACAGAGGUGUGGAGGUUGAAAAGAGGAGGAGCUGCCGUACAUAUUAACCACCCUAAUGAUGAUGAUGUCAUCAUUUGUGGCUGCUUUCAAGCUGUUGAAAAGAUAUUCAUAUAUGACUGUAAGAGCUUUAGGAAUAUAUUUACACCAACCACCGCUAGGUUUGACCUGGGAGCACUAAACAACUAUUCUAUAGAUGGCAGAAACCAAGAGGUACCCAAAUAA